Messenger RNA from Phycodurus eques (leafy seadragon), 3312 nucleotides. Its product is annotated as gastrula zinc finger protein XlCGF57.1-like. The coding region runs from base 326 to 2020 and encodes 564 amino acids. Gene Ontology annotation, biological process: regulation of transcription by RNA polymerase II. Lineage: Eukaryota; Metazoa; Chordata; Actinopteri; Syngnathiformes; Syngnathidae. The record is from RefSeq and is a predicted model, not a curated record. Gene Ontology annotation, molecular function: RNA polymerase II cis-regulatory region sequence-specific DNA binding; DNA-binding transcription factor activity, RNA polymerase II-specific. The transcript is spliced from 3 exons.
GCCAGCCUCCACUCGUGAAGUAGCAGUCAAGCUAGCCGCCCCUCAUUUUGUUCAUCUUCGGCAUUACGGUAAUAAGUCGCCAACGCGCGGCGAAAUUUGGACCGAAUGUUGUGAAUCCGCCACGCGCGACGCCCCGGAUCACGACUUUAGUGGACUAAAACAUCAUCCGCGCAAUCUUCGUGUCGGGUUGGAGUCGCCUCGUGCACGUGGAAGCUUCUCGGCCUAGCUUAAUUUAGCUUAGCUGGCUCACAAAGAGACGCGUUUGUGAUCAAAACGUCGCCAAGCAGAGAUCAAGAGCCGAAAGUGUCGUGACCGCCGUGUGAAAAUGUGCGCGAGGAGGCCAGCGGAGUACGAGGAGGAACUUCGCGGCCCAAAAGAGGAGAAGGAGCCACAACGUCGGCGACUGGACGCUGCGUUCAAUCUGCGGCCUCGGAUUGUGCUACGCAGAGCAGACAUCACUGAAGAUCUUCGUACUGAGAAGCAGGAGCCAGAGCCCCCUCACAUUAAAGAGGAAGUGGAGGACGAAGAGGUCCACCACAUCAAAGAGGAAGAGGAGCCGAUUUCGAUUAAAAAAGAGGAGGAAGAAGCGAGGUCCCACAUCAAACAGGAAGGGGAGGAGGUGGUUGUCACCAAGUUUCCAUCGACUGAUAUCCCUUUGAAGAGUGAAGAUGAUGGUCAAAGUGAGCAGAGCAGACGGGUCGAGCCUCCAAACAGCACCUCAAGUCAACACAUGACAACAGAAGGUGAUGGAGACCGCUGUGCAGUAUCACAAGCAGACGGCCUCUUAGCUCCACUGUCAGAUCGUGACGACGUGACGUCACACUCUACUCACACUGAUGAUUAUGGUAAACAGUCUGAAGGUGAUAUGACAUGUCACACCGACAGCAAACAAUGGAAAUGUUCUCAUUGUGGGAAAACGUUUGCUUAUAAGAGCAGUUUGAAACACCACGUGAGAACACACACUGGUGAGAAACCCUUUUCCUGCUCGGUUUGCGGUCAAAGAUUCUCUAUGAAGGGAAGUUUAGUAAAACACACGAGAACCCACACUGGUGAGAAACCUUUUUCCUGCUCACUUUGUGGUCAAAGAUUCUCUGAGAAGGGACAUUUACAAAUACACACUAGAAGCCACACUGGUGAGAAACCUUUUGCCUGCUCAGUUUGUGGUCAAAGAUUCUCUGUGAAGGGACACUUAAAAAUACACACAAGAACCCACACUGGUGAGAAACCUUUUUCCUGCUCAGUUUGUGGUCAAACAUUCUCUGUGAAGGGACACUUAAAUAUACACACAAGAACCCACACUGGUGAGAAACCUUUUUCCUGCUCACUUUGUGGUCAAACAUUCGCGCAUAAGGGAAGCUUAAAAAGACACACAAGAACCCACACCGGGGAGAAACCUUUUCCCUGCUCAGUUUGCGGUCAAAGGUUCACGCAUAAGGGAAACCUAAAAAGACAUACAAUAACCCACACUGGUGAGAAACCUUUUUCCUGCUCAGUUUGUGGUCAAAGGUUCUCUGUGAAUGCACACUUAAAAAUACACACAAGAACCCACACUGGUGAGAAACCAUUUUCUUGCUCAGAGUGUGAGCAAAGAUUCACGCAGAAGGGAAGCUUAACAUUACACACAAUAACCCACACUGGUGAGAAACCUUUUUCUUGUUCAGAUUGUGGUCAAAGAUUCUCUGUAAAGCUACACUUAACAAACCACACAAGAACCCACACUGGUGAGAAGCCUUUUUCUUGCUCAGAUUGUGGUCAAAGGUUCUCUGAAAGGGGAAACUUAAAAAAACACACAAGAACCCACACUGGUGAGAAACCUUUUUCUUGCUCAGAUUGUGGUCAAACAUUCACUCGGAAGGAAUACUUAAAAAUACACGCAAGAACCCACACUGGUGAGAAACCGUUUCCCUGCUCAGUUUGUGGCCAAAGAGUCUCUCGUUCGUGUCGGGUUAAGGCGCACAAGUGUGCUGGUGACAAUAGCAGUGAUCAAGAUGCUUUUAAUGAACAUGUAAAUGUUAUGUAAAUUCAAUAAUAAUUUUAGAAUCCUAUACUGAUGAAAUAUUGGUUUUCAGCCAGAUUUUGGCCCGCCCACAUUUUGUACAUGUCAGCCUGUUACAGCCUGACACAUAACGAGCAAAAUGCCAAUUACAUGUCCUCAUUGAACUUCUGUUUUCCAUUGUGUAAUUUAUGCCCAUAUUAAAAUUCAGGAUGAAUUAUUUUGACAAAUAUGAGUGAAAAUAGUAAUCGUGAAAUAUGUUGGAAUGCUUGUUUAAAAAAAAAUCGAAAUGCCUCCUUGAGGAAAAAAGACAAACACCUCAUCCCACAUCAAGUAAUCCUAGCAGAUUCAUUUCCACAUAUGUCAGCUCAGUUUUUAAUUGAUUGCACCACAAAAGUGUAGUAUCUGUGUGUGUGUAUGUGUCGAUCAAAUGUAUGUACUCUGCAGAUCACAAUGACGUUUCUGUAGGCGGCAUUGUGUGACAGACGUGGACUUCGGCCGGCUGCCAUAACGCGGAAUGACCCGUGACGAAGGCCUAACGCGUUACGUCGCUUCGUGUCCUGGAACUGCAGCUGAUCUGAUUUGAUCUUAACCGAUCCAGAAAAUCUAAAAAAAAAAAAAAAAAAAUGGGAUUGAUUGUUGUAAUAUUUUCAGAGCUGAUAUUUUGAAGCUGACAAGAGUAAAGAUGUCCGUAUCAAUUUUGGUUGUUGACAGUUUUGGUACAUUAAGCCAUGUUUUUUGGGGUUCAGUCAAAACCGAUACCAUUAUAUCAUGACACCAGUAUCAUUUUCAUUGCCAACAGAUGGUUCAAUGUUGAGGUCAUCACUGUUCAUCACCUGCUUGACACUCUACACCAUCCCAGCUUUCCAAUGGCACCUGUUAUGAAGAAUAAAAUUGGUUUAAAAAAAAAUAUAUAUAUAUAUAUAUAUAUAUAUAUAUUUGGGUUCAAAAUGACUACAAGUAUUAUUUUCAUUGCCAACGGUUCACUUUUGAGGUCAUCACUGAUUUUGAUCGGCUCCCAUUGCCACAAAAUCAAAAUGGCGUUGAUUUUCUCACCAGUUUCACAUUCGACACAAUCCAAGCUUUCAAAUGAGACCCCGAUAUGAAAAAUCCAAAUGGCAAAAAUUGGAUUCAUUACCAGUUGCAUUUCAUUGGCUGGAUUAGGUUCGCUUUUGCGUGUCAUCGCUCGGGUUGGGCAUGGACAAUCGAGCACCGAUUGGAACCGGGACUAACGUUCCGGUUCUCUCGGAAGAACGAGCAGCCCGAAAUGAGUUUCCCCCCGCAGGGUGUCCAGGGUGUCUCUCCCGUUGAGAUAGGGU